Entrophospora sp. SA101 is the source of this 318-nucleotide messenger RNA. The record is from the annotation of a GenBank genome assembly. Lineage: Eukaryota; Fungi; Glomeromycota; Glomeromycetes; Entrophosporales; Entrophosporaceae.
AUGCCAAUUCAUAAACCAUAUGCAAGUUAUAUACGUUCAUGGAAGGCAAAAUCACCAAUUAUUCAAUUACACUUGGUUUUACUAGAAAUUGAUUCAUUUCAAGAAACCAACAAACUAGAUCAUGUAAAGAAACCUUAUAAUAAUAAUAAAUCUGUUGGAUUACCAAAAUUUCGAUAUAAAUAUUUAGAACAUAAAUUGACUUUGUACUUGGUGCAUAAUGGGCAAAUUUUUAUCCCUAUUGAAGCUUUAGAAGGAAUUGAAAAAAUUAGUGAUAGAGUUAUUUGUCUAUAUUUAAAUGAUGAGGACAAAUGUUUGUAA